This is a messenger RNA of Haemorhous mexicanus (house finch), 1815 nucleotides long. It is a transcript of the gene CAPZA1, whose product is annotated as capping actin protein of muscle Z-line subunit alpha 1. Gene Ontology annotation, biological process: actin cytoskeleton organization; barbed-end actin filament capping. Bases 115 to 975 code for a protein of 286 amino acids. Gene Ontology annotation, molecular function: actin filament binding. The record is from RefSeq and is a predicted model, not a curated record. Gene Ontology annotation, cellular component: actin cortical patch; F-actin capping protein complex. NCBI's taxonomy places the organism in Eukaryota, Metazoa, Chordata, Aves, Passeriformes, Fringillidae. The transcript is spliced from 10 exons.
GGAUGGCUGCCACGCGGCGUCUGCCCGCAGCUAAGAUGGCGCCACCAGGGCGUUCUGUCCGCCGCCCGGCGCUCCCGGCAUGCAGUGCGCGGGGCCGGGCACACAGCUGCCAAGAUGGCGGACCUGGAGGAGCGGGUGUCGGAUGAGGAGAAGGUGCGUAUAGCUGCAAAAUUCAUCACUCAUGCACCCCCUGGGGAGUUCAAUGAAGUAUUCAAUGAUGUCCGGUUAUUGCUUAACAAUGACAAUCUUCUCAGGGAAGGAGCAGCACAUGCAUUUGCACAGUACAACAUGGAUCAGUUCACCCCGGUGAAGAUAGAAGGGUACGAGGAUCAGGUCUUAAUCACAGAACAUGGUGAUCUGGGCAAUGGCAGAUUUUUAGACCCAAGAAACAAGCUUUCUUUUAAGUUUGACCACUUAAGGAAAGAAGCAAGUGAUCCCCAGCCCGAGGACACAGAAUCGGCCUUAAAGCAAUGGAGAGAUGCCUGUGACAGUGCUUUGAGGGCCUACGUCAAAGAUCAUUACCCCAAUGGCUUCUGCACUGUUUAUGGUAAAUCUAUAGAUGGACAGCAGACAAUUAUUGCCUGUAUUGAGAGCCACCAGUUUCAGCCCAAAAACUUCUGGAACGGGCGUUGGAGAUCAGAAUGGAAGUUUACCAUCACACCACCGACAGCUCAAGUGGCUGCAGUGCUCAAAAUCCAGGUCCAUUACUAUGAAGAUGGCAACGUCCAGCUGGUUAGUCACAAAGACAUUCAGGACUCUGUACAGGUGUCAAGUGAUGUCCAAACUGCUAAGGAGUUUAUUAAGAUCAUAGAAAAUGCAGAAAACGAGUACCAGACAGCAAUCAGUGAAAACUACCAGACUAUGUCAGACACCACUUUCAAAGCCUUACGCCGGCAGCUGCCCGUCACCCGCACCAAGAUUGACUGGAACAAAAUCCUCAGCUACAAGAUUGGCAAAGAAAUGCAGAAUGCUUAAUGCAGAAACAAGGAGGUGUAUGAAACAGUCGUGUGCAAAAAAACAAAUACGGUCCUAUGCCAAGUAGAUGGUUUUUAAACCAGAGCAGCAUUUUUUAGGGCUUUCAAAGUUAACAGGUUUUCUAGCCUGAGAGGGAACCGUGGAACAAAUAGUUGUCUUUGUGUUUUGUGUUUCCUGCCACAUAAACUUCCUGUUGUAGCUGCAUUUAAUAGGUCAUUUAAAUUCAGCCAUUCAUGGCUCAGAAGUAUAGCUGUUCUCAGUCACUGGCUGGAAAACUUCCUAGCUGGAAAAGCCCUAUUAUUACCCCAGGAGAGGGUGCAGAGCGUUCCCUUCACCUGUAUCCAGCACUCCAGGUAUCCAGUAAGUUUGUCAAACCUGCCAAGAGCUCACGGCGCUGCAAGACACAGUAAGUGCAAGACAGUGAGUCCUCGUGUAUCCUUGUUCCCAACCUCCACAAAGCAGAUGCCUGCAGGCUUAGAUUUUGCUGUAGAAAAUGAGUUUACAGGAUCCUUUACAGAAUUCCCUUUACUGACCCAGCUCUUCCAAGGACAUAACUGUUUUUUAAUCUGAAGAUUUGAGCCAUGUUCCCUAAAAGUGAACAUUUUUCUUCUCCCCUCCCUCGUGUACGUACGGUUACCAGACAUCUGCAUUUUUACAGAACUACAAGAUGAGUCACUGCUGAUCCACAAGGGCUGGAUGGUGAUUAAAAAUGCAAAUGUCUACAAAAUAAUAGGUAUGUUGUGCUUUAAUGCUUUGUGGCAGGUUCAUAGAUUUGUAUCACAGGUGUAUGGAUGGAUAGUGUACAAAAUAAAUAAACUUGCACCAAAGUGAAAGAAAAAA